CGCACGCUACCGACGCUGUAACGAGCACGUCGCGCAGCCAAGGAGAUAGCGAGUGCGCCAAGUUCGCUCGGUGAAGAGAAAAGACCACGACGAGAAACUCCCGCGAGCUGUUCGUUGCCUUCUCCUUUUUGUGCGCCAGACGACGACAACGACGGGAGAAGCGUCGGUGGUCGUCUCGACGACGCGAUGGGUGCGCAGCGCAGUGCCCGCUGGAUAAUAUGAGUGGCCCGAGCGGAUUGCACGACUCGCACGAAGCCGCCGUCGGCAGCACGGAGAGCGGCCCGAGGCCGCCACUGGGAGCAGCCGGACCGCCGACAGCGCGGUGCACGGGGGAGUCCGGUCCACGAUGACCCACGCUACCCUGGCGGCGAUGCUGCUGCUUCUGGCUGCUACCUGGCAAUGCGACGGCGCCCAACGGGUGCACGAGAGGCUGUCGGACUCCGAGAUCCGGCGCGUCUUCCGAGUGGCAUCGCGGGAAGAGGUGCCCCAGUACGAGCUCGUGCAACUGCGCGCUCGGAGGCACCAGCGCUCGGAGCGCGAAGUGGGCGGCGGCGGCGACCGGAAGGCGGUGUCCCUGCGCGCCUUCGGACGCCGCUUCGACCUGAGGCUUAAGCGGAACCGGGACUUCGAGCAGCGCGCCGCCAGGCUUCAGGUGCUGGCCGCAGAGAGCACGCCCAACGGACUCGCCUACACGCCACUCAGGGCAAAGGAUGAGGAGGUGCCCGAUGACCUCUGGUCCAGAGCAGGCGCUUACCAGGACCACACCAACAUGGCCGCCCUCGUCCUCAGUCAAGACAAGCUGGGACACCUUCGCAUGGAGGGGACGCUCGGAGAAGACCUCGCCAUCUCUCCUCUUCCAACGCGGCUGAACGUGAGCGCCGACGAAACUUACUACGACGCCAGGGGCAACGCAGAUGACGAGGGAUUCUUGGACGAGGACGACGCCUCGCCCAGGCACGUGGUCUUCAAACGACCCGGCAGCAGCGAGUCAUCCUCGACCUUUGGCACCGGAGGUGACGCCAAGGGCGACCCACUCAGUGACUACGCGCACCUGGACGACGCCUUCUUUAGGUAUAGGAUCGUGAGGAACAGAACGUCAACAACGGCACCACCUCCGCUCCAGAAGCUCGGCCACAAGUCUCGGCGACGGCGGGCCUCCGACCCGGACACCGUGUGGCCGGAGAUACUGUUGAUCGUCGAUUACGACACGUACCUCCUACAUGGCCGCAGUCACACGGAUAUCAAGCGCUACCUGGUCAGCUUCUGGAACGGCGUAGACUUGCGCUACCGGCUGCUCUCCAGUCCGCGGGUCAAAAUCAGCCUGGCGGGAAUGAUCGUGGCCAAGGACCGCGACGCGACGCCCUACCUGGAGCGGAAUCGGCUUCGGGCGCCCAACGAGGACGCCAUCGACGUAGCCGGAGCGCUGACCGACAUGGGGAAGUACCUGUACCGCGAGGACCGACUGCCCACCUACGACCUAGCGGUAGUGGUUACCAAGCUGGACAUGUGCCGCCGGCACCUGGAAGGCGGCCGCUGUAACCGUGGUACGGCCGGGUUCGCCUACGUCGGUGGCGCCUGCGUGGUCAACAAGCGACUGGAGAAGGUCAACAGCGUGGCCAUCAUCGAAGACAGCGGCGGUUUCUCGGGCAUCAUCGUGGCUGCUCACGAGGUCGGACACUUGCUGGGGUGCGUCCACGACGGAUCUCCGGCGCCUGGAUACCUCGGAGGUCCCGGCGCCCAGCGGUGUCCCUGGGAAGACGGCUUCAUCAUGAGCGACCUGCGGCACACGGAACGAGGUUUCCGCUGGUCAUCGUGUAGCGUGCAGCAGUUCCGCCACUUCCUGUUGGGCGAGACGGCCAGCUGCCUCUACAACUACCCGCAUGAGAACCAGCUGCUGGCACGCAUGCUGCCUGGUUCCAUGCUUAGCCUCGACGACCAGUGCCGAAGAGACCGAGGAACCACCGCUUGCUUCAAGGACUCCCGUGUGUGCGCCCAGCUGUUCUGCUACGAUAGCUCGUCGGGCUACUGCGUCUCCUAUCGACCGGCCGCCGAGGGAUCACCCUGCGGAGACGGUCAAACGUGCAAGAAUGGCCGCUGCAUUGCCGAGAUCGAAAACAUCAUCCCGGACUACACGCACGUGACGCCGUCGUUCGCCAGCGGCCGCUCGGUGGGCGGACGAGGAGGAGGCGCCGACGUGGCACGCCGACGGGCAGACUUCUCGGCCGAGGUGGUGGACGGUCCGCGGCCGCACCUGAUGCCGGCGCCGCCGCCGCCCCCGCCCCCGUCGCACCACCCGUCUGUGAGCCGAUCCCGGCAUCCGCAGCACCUCAGGCCCGCCCACCACCCACGCACCACGAGAAAACCACGCGCACUGGUGGCCAACGACAAAGGUUGCGUCGGAGACAGCACCGAGCUGAUCGCCGGCCGCAUGACGUGCGCCCAGUUCCUGGAGCAAUUCGGCAACCGCUACUGCAACCACGGCUACAUCCAGAGGCACUGCUGUUACUCGCAGAGCCUUUACUGCUCCUAAAAAGACAGCCUGUGAUGUGACGCACUACCCAAGGCGAACGUACCUCAGCCACCAAAAAGAAGCAGGAGACGACGCGCACAGGAGGCAGAGAAGACGGCCCUGCCUGUUGCCAGUGGAGAGGACGUCCUCCGAGAUCCGUUACGUGCGCAGACCAUUGCACGGAAGGCCCACAGUCAGGAGCUGGCAGUGUUCUGAGGCUCCGAUGGAGUCCUCCUCGUUGUUUUUGUUUUUUAUACUUGUUUUACGGACGUUGUUGAACUGCUCGAACGACCUCGUGUCGGACAAGUCCGCGCAAGAGUUGUACGCACCCGGCAAGGACUUUCAACGGUGUACUUCUGACGCGUCCCGCAAGAGAAAGUGCUUCAAGGUAAUCGGUACGCGCGUCGGAGCCGGUGAAUGCACGUUGACAUAUGUCGCGAAGGACGGUGUUAUAGCGCAGAAGCGUUGACGGUGUCGGCGCUUAGAAAUGUUCACAGCCCACAAGGCGGCGGGGCAAGCGAAGAUAUUCGAUUACAGCGAACACACACAUAACCGCGGAAUCGUGUGCCAAUAGCGCGGGACGACAGAGUUUUGGCCUUGCUUGCUGUGAACAUGUCUGACGCCCGGACAUAUUGCUUAGGUACAUACGCGACUUCACGACAGCCGGACAGGUGAAGCAGGUACGUGUUCUUCGCUAAAUAGGUGUACAGGUGCUUUUCGUAGUCCGCAGGUGAGCUGAUUCCAUAAAGGACAAGGCUUGAAGUUCUGUCGAGUUUUGUCUUUCAAGUAGGAAAAAAAAAAAAGCGUGGCGAUCAUACGAGCUCGUCCUUUCGGCUAUAGCCAGGAAUGUCUUGCUUUACGAGCCAUCUUACGGAGUUAUACGGAAACACAGGAAGGCACGAGUAUAUUCUUGUUAUCUUGUUAUUGUGUGCUCUUGGCUGUCGCACAGCCGUCAUUUCACGAGUGUUGGCACUUCAUCUGCAAGCGUUCGGCAUAUCAGUUGCUGAUCUUUCGCACACGGUGUCUCUGAACGCUGAGGCAAACUUCGAAAUGCCGUAACGGGGCGACAGCGUCGGGAAAUAACUGCAACAGAAAAUUCCUAGUUUCAUUCCACUAGACAUCGCUGACCUCUUACUUCUAUUUUCAUUGCAUGAAGAAAAAGGUUCGCUGUUAAAGGCUUCAGCUCCUCUCACCACUUAUCUUUCCGUAAUUGAGAGACGCCCAAUUAAGGAAAUUUUGAGGGGACCACAUUGAAAGGAUUAGUACGUUUCAAUGCAUACCACACACUAUAGACUUGAAUCAGUCCCUAGCACGAAAAAAAAGUACUUAAAAGUUGCUCAGUGUGCACAAUAGAGUUUUACAUAACGGCAUGCUCUUAGGUAGCACCAAUAAGCAAGACGGGUACCCUACAGUAAAGAAAUGUCUUUCUAUGCACGCUCCAUACAACAUUCCAUACUUACUAUUUGUCCAGUGAAAAAGUUAUGUUCACUGUGAACAAAGAAAAAAAGAAAGAAAGGAAACACUUAUGUAACAGACCCAGCCGUGCCUGCUAGCCGCGCAUCGUGACGGCGCUUCAUUAUUGAAGUGAUGAUGGGCGUUGAAAUGCGGCAUUGGCCAUGCCAAGUUGUGCAGCUCUUCGACUUCGUUUCGCGUAGCGUUAACGUCGAAUGCUGCUGUCGUUUGAACGCGAAAGCAGCGUAAAGCUACAAAAAAAAAAGGUGUAUCGCUCUCAGAACGACUCAAACCACUGCGCCAUGACCCAACGCAAUAUUGAAGUCGUAGUGAUUCACUUACAGUUUUCACAGGGAAACCGCUGAAUCCGUGCCCACGUGUUCACUUUUCUCCGCGAACAGUGAGUACAGAAAUCGCGUCUGUACACCGGCGAGCAAAGAAGCGGCGACAGAUGGCGCUCCGCAUUCGAAGAACGGAGUGACGCGUCACAUUUCGUCGGUGCAUGUAUUCUGCUUCGCCAAAGCGAUGGGAACGACUCCCGAAGAGCUCGCGUGACUCGCCGUUGGCGCAUGCGCGUGCCAGCGUCACUUACGACCAACAGUGGUGAUCUACGAACUGCGACAACGAGACGGGACGAUGUGCGUUCAGUGAUAUUAUACAUACCCUUCUGUGCAGCCAAGCAGCCAGACCGGAUAUUCGAAGCGACCUCUUUAUUACAUCGCCACAUAGAUAACAGGAAGGCAUCUUGUCAACAUCUGUCGGACAAAGUGAACCACUUCUAUGGCCUCCACUUUCUUUUUUUUUUAUCUAGACUGACGUGUUCAUUCGUUUUAGUUUAUUGUGUCUGGUCCGGGACAAAAGUGAUGUUGCGAGCCAGCUAAAUACGUAGGUAAUUUUUCUUCUUCUGUUAUCUAAGUGGCUUUGUUCCGUAAGGAUUCUCGGUAGACGCCGAACGGGCGGUAAGGGCCGGCGACAUUUUAAGCGCACUUUGUUGCUCAGAAACAUGACGGUUCUCACUUGACUGUAGGUCACUUCUUAGGAAAUGUUGCUGUUUGUUUCGUGAACGUCAUUGUGAUAUAUUGGCAUCCACCGAAAUGUCGGCAUUCCCCGCAAUACCAUCACGCGGAAUCGUACCGGGCUGCUAUUCUAGACAUUGUCAUAUUCCUCCAUGUUAUCAAAUUCCGCCACUGGUCAACCCUAUUGGCCCUGAGAGCUGCUACGGCCUCUCUGAUUGGCUUAAAAUGCCGCCAUUGCAAAAUUCGACAAUAUGGCGGCAUUCGACAGUGUCCGUAAUAGCACCCGCGGUCCAUAUCGGUACUGUAAGCGCUCGAGGCAACCAGCCGACAAGUACAAGUCGGCAAAGCACGUACACCAGCUCUUUUCUUCGUACAAAGCGGUGUAUGUUUUAUACUUGGACGCCACGAGUAAGCGCAUUACUGCUUUCAGAAAAGGAGCGCGAGAGUCAGGCCUGGUGCACGCCGAAGCGUCGUCUUUAGUCAAGCCCCUCUUAACAUUCCAGUGUUGCAUAUUGCCGUUUAGCCAGAAGGGAAUGUGAAACUGCAAGCACACUAAUAAGUUUAUCUGCGCUCAGUGCAAAUAAUAUUUCCAAUGUAAUCAAGGAGACUGUACUUAUCGUCUUAGGCGUGCGUAGGGUCCUCCAUUAGGGGGCCCCGCAAUGGGUGGAAAAAUGAAAAUGAAACGAUGACGUGUUUCUCACAAAGGCCUGUCAUUGGUCCCCGGCUUUCCGGGGUAGAGAUGGGACGUGAACAGUUCUUUGAAUGCAUCAUCAGCGGUCCUUGGCCGCCAUUAUUGUCAAAAAAACAUGCGUAGCCAUAACCCUGCGCAUUAAAAAAUGACGUGAAAGGUCCCACUGAGUAAAGUUAUGAGGCAGAACUGGCGCCCCCCUUUAGAUGAUAAGAGCCCCCCCCCCCCCCCCCUGUGCGCACGCCUAUGCUUAUCGUACGAGGAUUCAGAGUAGACGCGACGUGGAACGAUACACGGGAACUGCUCUCCAUGGGGGUGAUUGGUACAGCCCGCUUGCGCCGCCUCAUUUACAAUGAGGCGUCUACCGAGAAACCUGAGCCAAAGCGCAGUGCAGUGCGACGUCUUCGUGACGUCACCGCACACGUACGAGCACAAGGUGGCGGAGUGCGUCCCGCGAUAUGCAUGUAAAAAUCCCUGGGACGAACUUCGCGGUCCGUGGUGCUUCAGGGCAGCCGCGAGGAAGCGUGGUGAUCACGCGUCCAUCGCGGGCGGCCCUCUAGCGGUCUGUUUUCUGUCUGUUAAGCUUCUGUUCCCUCUCACGGAAGAGUAUUUAUAAACCAUUACCAAAACGCGAGAAAAAAAAAAGAGAAAAAAAGACGAAAAAGAUUAAUAAACUUGUUUUUU
This is a messenger RNA of Rhipicephalus sanguineus (brown dog tick), 6349 nucleotides long. RefSeq names its product A disintegrin and metalloproteinase with thrombospondin motifs 16. The coding region runs from base 347 to 2530 and encodes 727 amino acids. NCBI's taxonomy places the organism in Eukaryota, Metazoa, Arthropoda, Arachnida, Ixodida, Ixodidae. Gene Ontology annotation, biological process: proteolysis. Gene Ontology annotation, molecular function: metalloendopeptidase activity. The record is from RefSeq and is a predicted model, not a curated record. The transcript has 9 exons.